Molecule: messenger RNA, 753 nt
Organism: Lachancea thermotolerans CBS 6340
Lineage: Eukaryota; Fungi; Ascomycota; Saccharomycetes; Saccharomycetales; Saccharomycetaceae
Gene: UTP11
Product: rRNA-processing protein UTP11
Exons: 1
Coding region: 1-753 (250 amino acids)
Biological process (GO): rRNA processing
Cellular component (GO): small-subunit processome; nucleolus
Source: RefSeq, a predicted model, not a curated record
AUGGCUAAACUAGUGCAUAACGUGCAAAAGAAGCAGCACCGGGAGCGUUCGCAGGUUGCUUCCCGGUCCAGAUUUGGAUUUCUGGAGAAGCAUAAGGAUUAUGUGAAAAGGGCACAAGACUUUCACCGCAAGCAGGCGACGUUGAAGGUGCUGCGUGAAAAGGCACAGCAACGCAACCCAGACGAGUACUACCAUGCGAUGCACUCCAGGACUCUCGACUCGAAAGGCCUUCUUCAAAAGUCAAGACGCGCGGCAGACGAAGACGCCAGCCUUUCCACCGACCAAGUAAAGCUGCUCAAGACGCAGGACGCCAACUACGUGCGGACGCUGCGCCAGAAUGAGCGUCAGGCGCUAGAAAGGCAGAGCCAAAAUACCAUGUUUAAGUCAAACGGAUCGCACACCGUGUUCGUGGACGACGCCGAGUCCAUGCACGCAUUCGACGCACACAAGCACUUCAACACGACGCCUGACAUGCUGCAUCGCCGCGAGAACAGGCUUACAAAGGAACAGCUGGCAGAUCAAGGCCUGCAAGCAGGUGCCAAACAGGCGGGGUUGGAUCCUGAGACCCUAGAGCGCAAGCGGCUCAAGAAACUGCGGCAACUGCAGCAGCACCAGGACCGCGAGCGCCAGCUUUCGGGCGUGCUUCAGCGCAUGGAAAUGGAACGCGAAGGCAUGAAAAAAGGUUCCAAGAAGAAGAUUCGCGAUGCGCACGGAAACACGGCGUUCAAGUGGAAGAAGCAGCGCAAGCGUUAA